AUGUCCUCCCUUGAAGAAGCCCACAAAGUCAUACACGAUGAGGGAAUGAAGGAGCUCAGGAAGAUAUUUGGAGAUGCAGUCGUUAAUAAGGAAAUGUCAAAUGCAUCGGACUUCAUGCGCGCCGGGCACGAAUUAGCAACAGAAGCUGCAUUCGGGUUCAUCUGGACUCGCCCGGGUCUGUCACAUAAGCAUCGGUCUCUUAUAUGUAUUUCGAUCCUUGGCGCGCUGGGCAAGCAGGAUCAAUUGGUCGCGCAUGUCAUUGGGGCGCUCAACAACGGCCUAACAGAGGAGGAGUUAAAAGAGGUUCUGUUGCAGGUAAUCGUGUAUUGCGGCGUACCAGCAGGCGUCGAGGCAUUCAAAUCUGCCGACGCUGCAGUUCAGAAGUGGAAGGCGCUUAAUGAUAAAUAA
Molecule: messenger RNA, 408 nt
Organism: Fomitiporia mediterranea MF3/22
Lineage: Eukaryota; Fungi; Basidiomycota; Agaricomycetes; Hymenochaetales; Hymenochaetaceae
Product: 4-carboxymuconolactone decarboxylase
Exons: 4
Coding region: 1-408 (135 amino acids)
Molecular function (GO): peroxiredoxin activity
Source: RefSeq, a predicted model, not a curated record